Molecule: messenger RNA, 1600 nt
Organism: Vigna radiata var. radiata (mung bean)
Lineage: Eukaryota; Viridiplantae; Streptophyta; Magnoliopsida; Fabales; Fabaceae
Product: beta-amyrin 11-oxidase
Exons: 8
Coding region: 1-1476 (491 amino acids)
Biological process (GO): brassinosteroid homeostasis; sterol metabolic process; multicellular organism development
Cellular component (GO): endoplasmic reticulum
Molecular function (GO): ent-kaurenoic acid monooxygenase activity; iron ion binding; heme binding
Source: RefSeq, a predicted model, not a curated record
AUGAUGUUUCUGCAUUCUUUGUGGUUCAUCCUAUUUGCAGCUUUGUUGGGUGGAUAUGCUUUUGUCUUUGGAUUUCUUUGGAGAGUGAAUGAAUGGUACUAUGUUUCAAGGGUGAGAAGAAACAUGCAACACCCUCUUCCACCUGGUCAUCUGGGUUGGCCUUUCUUGGGGAACAUGCUCACCUUCUUCAAAGCUUUCAAAUCUGAUCCUGAUUCUUUUAUCUAUGAUCUUGUUUUCAGAUAUGGCAGGACUGGUAUGUACAGAACAUUCUUAUUUGGAAGCCCUAGCAUCAUCGUGUGCACCCCAGAAACAUGUCGUAGGGUUCUCACAGAUGAUGAACAACUGAAGCUUGGAUACCCUGCUUCCACCACCUCCCUCUUUGGAAAGAGAUCGUUCCAUGGCAUCUCAAAUGAGGAACACAAGCGUCUUCGUCGUUUAACCACCUCUCCCAUAACUGGCCACGAGGCAUUGUCCAUGUACGUAGGUCUCAUAGAAGAUGCUUCUGUCAAAGUGCUGGAAGAGUUGUCUAGCAUGAGCACUCCUUCUGAGUUCCUCACAGAGUUGAGAAAGUUCGCUUUUAAGAUCAUCACCACCAUUUUCAUGGGCUCUGAUUUUCACCAUGUGGAUCUUGGCUUGGUCGAAAACUUGUACAGAGAUUUCAGUCGUGGAAUUAAGUCACUGCCUAUCAACCUCCCAGGCUUUGCUUUCUAUAAAGCAGUCAAGGCACGAAAGAAGUUGACGAAGUUGCUGCAAGGUGUGGUGGAGCUAAAGAGAAGGAGCAACAGUAGAAAAAGAAAGACGAAAAGGGAUAUGAUGGAUUCAUUGAUGGAAGUGAAAGAUGAAGAGGGUAAGCAGCUGGAGGAUGAAGACAUUAUAGACUUACUUCUGGUGUUCUUGUUAGCUGGCCAUGAAAGUUCUGCUCAUGGAAUAUUGUGGACUAUCAUCUACCUCACACAACACUCACAUUUCUUCCAAAGGGCUAAGAAAGAACAAGAAGAGAUCAUGCAAGCAAGACCCUCCACUCAGAAAGGACUGAACAUAAAGGAAAUUAAGCAAAUGGAAUAUCUUUCAAAGGUUAUCCAAGAGAUGCUGCGCAAAACAUCUAUCUCGUUUGCGAAUUUUAGACAGGCAAAGGUUGACCUCAGCAUCAAUGGUUUUACUAUACCAAAAGGAUGGAAAGUUCUGGUUUGGAACCGAGGGGUGCAUAUGGACCCUGAAACUUACAACAAUCCAAAGGAAUUCGAUCCUUCCAGAUGGGAAAAUCACACAGCAAGAGCAGGUUCUUUUAUUCCAUUUGGAUUAGGAAGCAGAUUUUGUCCUGGGAGCGACCUUGCCAAACUAGAGAUCACUAUUUUCCUCCAUCAUUUUCUUCUUAACUACAGGAUGGAGAGAGUUAACCCAGAUUGUCCAAUCACAUAUCUACCAUUGCAAAGGCCCUUAGAUAACUGCUCUGCAAGAAUUGUAAAACUCACAUAAAUCAUGGGAUACAUAUACUUCAAAAUGAUCGUGAAAAGUUAUAGAAAAACAAAAAAAACUGUAGAGAGUGAUUUGAUCAAAUUACAUAAGUUGCAAAUAGUUUUGCAAAGCUUGUAUACGUGAA